UUUCAUAAUAUGCAUAACAUUUGGGGCACCUUCCAGAAUAACUAAAAGUAUUCGCACUUCUCUCUGCACAAUUUUUCUUUAGAAAACCCCGAGAAGAAUAAUUUCAGUACUUCGUCAAUAAGCUGAAUUGAAGAGGGCGCUACAGAAUCGCAAUUUCCCAACAAUGGAUCUGAAUCCACCUCCAGGGGAGAAUUACGCUAAUCCAAAGAUAUGCUUCUUCCACGUGCUGUUCAAGGCUGCCGCAUUGGCAUUUUAUAUUCUUUCAGCUCUAUUCGUCGACAGUUUCGUCAUCAUCUUUGUGGUCACUGUACUUCUAGCUGCCCUCGAUUUUUGGGUAGUUAAGAAUGUAAGUGGACGCAUCUUGGUAGGACUUAGGUGGUGGAACGAAAUUAACGAUGAUGGUGAAAGUGUGUGGAAAUUUGAAUGCCUUGACCAAGAGUCGUUGGCUAGGAUGAACAAGAAGGAUUCAUGGCUGUUCUGGUGGACCUUGUACCUCACUGCUGUUGUGUGGGUAUUUUUUGCGAUCUUCUCUCUCGUCAGGUUUCAAGCUGAUUAUUUGCUUGUUGUUGGUGUAUGUUUGACCCUCAGUAUUGCCAAUAUUGUUGGCUUUACUAGGUGCCGCAAAGAUGCUAAGAAGCAGCUCCAAGCAUUUGCGACGCAGACAAUUGCUUCUCGGUUCACGUCCACCGUUCAAUCUGCAUUUAGUGCUAUUUGAAAUGGUGUUCCUUUGUCUGCAUAUAUACACGAGCAUCGUGUUUGUCGUUUUUUUCUUUCUAGGAGAUAUAUCAAACAUAACUGGCUCAUGGUUUAUUAUGUAAUAUGUUGAUUUUUUUGAAGGCCUUGUAAUACAUUUUGUAAUUCAUAGUAAUUCAUACCCUAAUUUUUUUUUUUUUAAU
Erythranthe guttata (spotted monkey flower) is the source of this 896-nucleotide messenger RNA. Its product is annotated as golgi apparatus membrane protein-like protein ECHIDNA protein. The record is from RefSeq and is a predicted model, not a curated record. Gene Ontology annotation, cellular component: Golgi membrane. Gene Ontology annotation, biological process: vesicle-mediated transport; protein secretion. Lineage: Eukaryota; Viridiplantae; Streptophyta; Magnoliopsida; Lamiales; Phrymaceae.